AUUGUGUUCAAGUCUCCAUGGCAGUCGACAUUUGAUGUGUUUAUUUAUUACUCUGUGCAGAUAAUUCGUCAUAUCCCCCAAUAUUCUUAUUUUUUCGGCUAAAUUAUUGAAAGAGGAUGCAUUUGAUGUUUGUUUAUGGUUAAAAGUGUCUUCUUCGUGUGAUAACUCGGUGUUGAAAGAAGAAAAGUCGUUCCUUAAACAUUCGACUCAUUAAGUGCAGCCGCCAUUAUGAGCGAACAACUGAAGUACAUUGUAGAUGAGCUGAACAAGGAACCUUUCAAGAAGAACUAUAACCUCAUAAGCUUUGAUUCUCUGCAGCCACUACAAUUGCUUCAAGUACUGAAUGAUGUUUUUGCAGAAAUUAAUCCUCAGCACAAAAUUGAUCUUCGGGAUGAAGAGCCAGAACAAAUGACGAAAAGGAUGUUCACAUUUUUGAGAAUCCUGAAGUUCAAGCCAAAAACAGAUUCUGGAAGCCUGAAUGCCUUUCGUAAUGGGCUCAUUCAAGGUGACAAGUUGGUUGUUUACCCUAUUCUUCAAUGGCUCUUCGAAAAUCUGGCAGAAUUGAAGACCAGAGCUUAUCUUUCAAGAUAUCUGGUGAAGCUAGAUAUUCCUCCAGACCAACUGGCGGAUCAAGAGUUAAAUGAACUAAAUGAGAAUUAUUUAGAACUGAUGGAACAGUUCAAAGAGCUCCACAAGACAGUUGAUCAACUUAGGACGUCUGGUCUUUCAACUGGGGAGAUGAAAAAGGACAUUAUGAACAUGGAAGAUGAAAAAGAACAACUUCAGAAGAGAAUUGACCGAAUGCAAAAAAAGGUGGGGAAUGUGCGGAACUAUGACAAAAUGUUACUAGCUGCACGGAAUUUGCGAGUUGAGAGAGAAAAGGAACACUCACUUGGUCAACAAAAGUUGGAGCAGAAAAACCAGUAUCUGCACUCAGACCAACGUUAUCAGCGAAUGCUGCAACAGUUAAAAGACAUGAGGACCCAAGGUGUUGGCACAACUGGAGCAGAUCUGAUUAAGAGACUAGAAGAAGAGAACAAAGUGAAUGUUUAUCUCUGCCAAGAAAAACUGCCAAAGGAACUGGAAGGAAAGAAGAAAUAUGCACAGGAUCUUCAGAAAGUGGCAGAUGAACCAGCCAUGGGUCAGUCAGAUUUGGAUGACCUCAACAAAAGGAUCAAACAACUCUCAGCAGAAAUCAACUCACUAAUUGAGAAGAGAAUGGUGCGGAAUGAUCCUAUUGAUGACAAGUUGUCUCUCUUCAGGCAGCAAGCUUCAAUCAUUGGACGAAAGAAGGAGGCUGUUGCUGAAAAGCUCCAAGAAGCCAUGGAUGAGCUGAGUAAUGCAGAAAGUGAUUUGCAGAAGAAGAAAGAAUUAUUGAAAGAAAGUGAAGGAUCAGAAGUGCUUAAAGGAGAUGAGUUCAAAAGAUAUGUGAACAAGCUGAGGGGUAAAAGCACAGUCUAUAAAAAGAAAAGACAAGAGUUGGCAGAACUUCGUGCAGAGUAUGGGGUGUUGGCCAGGACCGAAGAAAUACUGAAAGGGAAAGAUGAGUCAUUUCAACAUCAACUGUCUAAUUUAGAGACCAAGGAGGGUGUGACAGGUUUCCAUGAGACUCAAGAGGAAUUAGAAAAAGUUUCCGCCAAGAAAAGUGAACUGGAUGAACAGAAAGGAAAAACACUGGAGGACAUAUCUGAACUGGUUCGACAGUUAAAUGCCACAAUUGCAGACAAGAAGAGUGCUCUGGCUCCAGUUAUUAAAGAAUUGAGACCCAUGAGGCAGAAAUGUCAGGAAAUGACCGGCGAAUACGAAGAGAAGAAGGCAGCUUAUGAGAAUUUAGCAGCAGGACUGGAAAGCAACCUGUCUAAACUUGAGCAUGAAGUGAGAGCCCUACGCGAGGAACUGACUCAUGAGGAAGGACGAUAUCAUUAUUUACAUUGCAUGCUGAAGGUGCUUGACGUACAACAGAAGCGAAUUGAUGACGAACUUAAGGCUUACCGUUCAGCGGAUACUGCUGAUCGCAAGAAAUCUUUCAGGGAGCAGUUCACUAAGAAGAUUCAGGAGCAAGAAAACUUGGGAAAGAGUCUUCGUGAUAAACAGAAGUCUGUCCGAGAGAGCCAGGGACCGAAUAUGAAACAGAUGAAGAUGUGGAGUGACCUUGCAAAGCUAUUGGAGUGCAAGCGAAAUUGUAUGUUAAAAGAACAGCAGGAAAAUCAGAGUGGCGGCGUAAACCAGCAGGGCCUGGAUGGAGAAAACGUGUUAGUUCUUUAAAAGGCAAAGAAGUUUGGCCGCUCCUCGCUUUUCCUCACAGGAAGAAAAACUUCGUUUAUUGUUUUCUUUAACACCAUUUCUCUUUCCAGAAGUCAACCUGUAAAUUUGAGAUUGUAAACUUAUCCGUCAUUUCACAUGUGUUGGGGAUGGGGGGGGGAAGGGGGGGUAUUAGACAAAGUUUUGGUCGGAUCUGCCCCGCCUGAGUUCCGCUGCUCUUUUAUCCUCAAAUUACCUUCGGGAUUUAUACACUAUAGAGGAACAACACCACUUCUCUUUAGAAUCCUUAUACAUGUGGUACAUGCGGUACUAAUUUAUAACAGAAAAGAAAAGCAAAGUUUUAGUUGUUAAAUCAUGACUUUUCUCUUGAACAACCUGCACAAGUACUUCCUCCAUCUUCUGGUAGACCCUUCAAACUUCCGAACACUGCAUUGUGAUAUACCAAAUCUUUGUCUUGUGUUACGUGUAGAAAGUUACCCCUUUCAGGCGGGACAUUCUGUAUGGUCCAUCACUUAAAGAAAAAAAUCGAUUCCCUUCCCACAUAGCAAGUAUAUGAAGUCGCAUAGCAUACCGUAUUUCCUCGAAUAAGCGCCCACAGUCUAAUAAGCGCUCACUCCUUAAGCUGUAAUUUCAAACAAGUGCCCCACCCCCUCGAAUAAGCGCUGUCUCCUCCACUUCUUAAAUUGUCGGGACACAAAGAGAGCCUGUUGCUAUUGCUACUUUAUUUAUAACUAUUUCAGCCUCAACUAUGAGGGAACCAGUACUGAGGAAUAAUAACCGCCCCCUUCGAUUAAGUGCCCUCCAUGCAAAAAGUGCCCCAAUUUUAAAUAAGUGGCAGGGCGCUUUUUUGAGUAAAAACGGUAUACAUGAAGUUAUUUAACGAUGUAGAAAAAUAAAACAACAUUCACCAAAAUGGAGUCCAGUUAUCUAGCAAUUUGUAAAUAUGUUUGCUUUCCUUUUCCAAUUUGUAGGCCAGUCAGGAAUGUUUCAUGUUAAUAUAAUACGGUGAAAUUACUUGUCACUGAAAACAUGGAGAUAGAGUUGUAU
This is a messenger RNA of Stylophora pistillata, 3309 nucleotides long. Its product is annotated as intraflagellar transport protein 81 homolog. Gene Ontology annotation, molecular function: tubulin binding. Gene Ontology annotation, biological process: intraciliary transport; cilium assembly. Gene Ontology annotation, cellular component: intraciliary transport particle B; ciliary basal body. The record is from RefSeq and is a predicted model, not a curated record. Lineage: Eukaryota; Metazoa; Cnidaria; Anthozoa; Scleractinia; Pocilloporidae.